Molecule: messenger RNA, 531 nt
Organism: Annulohypoxylon maeteangense
Lineage: Eukaryota; Fungi; Ascomycota; Sordariomycetes; Xylariales; Hypoxylaceae
Product: ribosomal L18ae/LX protein domain-containing protein
Exons: 3
Coding region: 1-531 (176 amino acids)
Biological process (GO): translation
Cellular component (GO): ribosome; cytosolic large ribosomal subunit
Molecular function (GO): structural constituent of ribosome
Source: RefSeq, a predicted model, not a curated record
AUGUUAUUAGGUCGUCUUCAAGAAUACCAGGUCAUUGGCCGCCAUCUGCCUUCCGAGGCCAACCCCACCCCUAAGCUCUACCGCAUGCGAAUCUUCGCUCCCAAUGAGGUCGUAGCCAAGUCUCGCUUCUGGUACUUCCUUACCAAGCUAAAGAAGGUCAAGAAGGCCAAUGGCGAGAUCGUCAGUCUCAACAAGAUCGCCGAGAAGAACCCUCUCCGCGUCAAGAACUUCGGCAUCUGGAUCCGAUACGACUCCCGAUCUGGUACCCACAACAUGUACAAGGAGUACCGAGAGAUGUCGCGAACCGAUGCUGUCGAGGCUCUCUACCAGGACAUGGCUGCCCGCCACCGCGCCCGAUUCCGGUCGGUUCACAUCCUCCGUGUCGUAGAGGUCGAGAAGACCGACGACAUCAAGCGACCUUACAUCAAGCAACUCGUCUCCAAGAACCUCUCUUUCCCUCUACCUCACCGUGUCCCGCGCAUCUCCAACAAGAAGGUGUUCAGCGCCACCCGACCUUCCACUUUCGCAUAA